ACACAGUUGUGUACGUUUUCAUCAGUUAGAAGAUAGAACAGGUAUUCUAUAUAAAAUGGAGGAUGUAAAUAUAUUAGAAGUGUUCUAUUUGGUGGUAGUAGCUGGUGCUAUAUUGGUGUUAUUUAAACAGGCUAUAUCUAUGAUAUUAAUCAGUAUAACAAUAUUAACUGUUUUAAUAUUUAUCAUGAGGAAGGUCAAUAACUCCAGAUCUUCUCCUCAAAAUAAAACAGUUUUAAUAGCUGGUGUUGAUUCAGUAUUUGGUAAUAAACUAUCAAAACAUCUAGUUGAUUAUGGUUUUCAAGUUUUUGGUACAUCAGAAUCAACGGAAGAUCCUGCAGUCAAAGAAUUAAAGAUGUACAAUGAUAACCUGAAAAUACUGCAGAUGGAUCCAUUAUCUGAUCAAAGCUGCCAUCAGUGUUUCAAGCAAUUGAAAGAAACAGUUGAGAAGACAGAAGGAUUAUAUGGAUUAAUUAACUGUUAUAAUAAUAAGAUAGUGAGAGAUAUAGAGUUAACAACAAUGGAGAAAUAUCAACAAUUACUAGAUACUAAUUUAUUAUCAACAAUAAGAGUUACUAAAACAUUCCUUCCUCUCAUUAGAGCAUGUAAAGGAUGUAUUGUUAAUGUAUCAUCAACAGCAGGAUUACUAGGUUUACCUCAGUCCUCAUCUUAUAAUAUAACACAGUAUGCUAUAGAGGGUUUCACAGAAUCUUUAAGAUUAGAAAUGAGUAGAUUUGAUGUUCGGGUCUCACUAAUUGAAUGUAGUAUAGAUUUUAAUUUAACGGGAAGUAAACAGGUAGAUAAAACCACUAAACCUAUUAUCAAUGAGGAGCUGAUAGAAGCUUAUGGUGAAGACUAUAUCAAUAAUAUUUUAUCUCAAUCAAAGACCCCAAUAGAUUUAUCACCAACACCUAUAUUUAACAAAGUUUUAGAUGGUUUAUUGAGCCAGAGACAUACCAGUAGAUAUUUAGUAAAUUCUAAAUUAUUUGAUAAAACUAAUAUACUGGCAGUGAUAAGACCAUAUAUACCAAUAUCAUUAUUAGAUUAUUUUAAUCUGAGUUUAAACGCUAACCCAGAGGAUACAGAAUAUGAGAAAAUAAAAUAUGGAUUAAAACCAGAAAAAUCUUCAACACAGGAUAAAAAGACGGCCUAGGCUGAUUGAAAUCAUGUCUUAUUGUAUUUUACUCACUAUGUUCUUGUGCAUUGGAACACAUAGAUAUGAUCUUUAUUUUUUAAAUAAAAAUAUAUAUAUAACUUU
Messenger RNA from Lottia gigantea (owl limpet), 1255 nucleotides. RefSeq lists its product as hypothetical. The transcript is spliced from 7 exons. The coding region runs from base 56 to 1150 and encodes 364 amino acids. Lineage: Eukaryota; Metazoa; Mollusca; Gastropoda; Lottiidae. The record is from RefSeq and is a predicted model, not a curated record.